Messenger RNA from Benincasa hispida (wax gourd), 2670 nucleotides. RefSeq names its product delta-1-pyrroline-5-carboxylate synthase-like. Gene Ontology annotation, molecular function: glutamate 5-kinase activity; glutamate-5-semialdehyde dehydrogenase (NADP+) activity; ATP binding. Gene Ontology annotation, cellular component: cytoplasm. NCBI's taxonomy places the organism in Eukaryota, Viridiplantae, Streptophyta, Magnoliopsida, Cucurbitales, Cucurbitaceae. The record is from RefSeq and is a predicted model, not a curated record.
UGUGCCUUGAAUUUCUCCAGAAACAAGGCUUCAAUUCAAGUUUCCAUUUUUUUCACAUCUUUUCCCCCCACUUUUCUCUCCAGGGUCUUAUAUAUAUAAUAUAUAAAUAACUUCAAAUACUUACUUCUUCAUAAAAUCAUACUUACUUUUGUAGUUUUCGUUUUCUUUCUCUCUCUCUUUUUUGCUUUUUAAUUUUAAUCCUCUACUGGGUCGCCUCGUAUGUCCCGAGUCGACCCGGUAUCGACUCGUUCUUUUAUUGUUCUUAAAUAUAUAUAUAUCAAUGGAUUCAAUUGAUCCUACCAGAAUUUUCAUUAAAACAGUGAAGCGUCUAGUCGUUAAGGUUGGAACGGCUGUGGUUACUCGUGGAGAUGGAAGGCUGGCAUUGGGAAGACUUGGAGCUCUGUGUGAGCAGCUGAAGGAGUUGAACUCUCGAGGGUAUGAAGUUAUUUUGGUAACAUCAGGUGCUGUGGGCCUUGGUCGUCAAAGGCUCAGAUACAGAAAAUUGGCCAAUAGCAGCUUUGCUGAUCUUCAGAAUCCACAAGGUGAUUUUGAUGGAAAGGCAUGUGCAGCUGUUGGGCAGAGUAGCCUCAUGGCUCUUUAUGAUACCAUGUUUAGCCAGCUUGAUGUGACCUCUUCCCAACUUCUAGUGACAGAUUCAGUUUUUAGUGAUACUGGCUUUAGACAACAGCUUUCUGAAACAGUCAACUCAUUGUUAGAUCUUAGGGUCAUUCCCAUUUUUAAUGAAAAUGAUGCAGUUAGUACUAGGAAAACUCCAUAUGAGGAUUCUUCUGGUAUCUUCUGGGACAAUGACAGUUUGGCAGGUCUAUUAGCUUUAGAACUCAAAGCUGAUCUUCUGGUGUUACUUAGUGAUGUUGAAGGCUUGUAUAGUGGCCCUCCAAGUGACCCAAAUUCAAAGCUAAUCCAGACUUUUGUUAAAGAGAAACAUUUAGGGAAAAUAACAUUUGGGGACAAAUCAAGAGUUGGAAGAGGUGGUAUGACUGCUAAAGUAAAUGCUGCUGUUUAUGCUUCUUGUGCUGGCAUUCCUGUUGUCAUUACCAGUGGUUUUGCCACUGAUAACAUAAUAAAAGUACUCCAAGGUGAGAUGAAAGGAACUCUCUUUCACAAAGAUGCCCAUUUGUGGACUUUAGUUAAAGAGGUUUCUGCAAGAGAGAUGGCGGUUUCAGCACGAGAAAGUUCAAGGCAGCUUCAGGCCCUCAAAUCUGAAGAUAGGAAAAAGAUAUUGCUGGAUGUAGCUGAUGCCCUUGAAGAUAAUGAAAAUAUGAUUAUGGCUGAGAAUAAUGCUGACAUUAAAGCUGCAGAGGAGGCUGGAUAUGAGAAACCUCUGAUAUCUCGUUUGGCUCUAAAGCCUGGAAAAAUUAAGCUUCUUGCAAACUCUAUUCGUAAACUUGCAGACAUGGAAGAACCAAUUGGUCGCAUUUUAAAAAGAAGCGAACUUGCGAGCGAUCUUGUUUUAGAAAAUGUUUCAUGCUCUUUGGGUGUCCUCCUCAUUGUUUUCGAGUCUCGGCCCGAUGCUCUAGUUCAGAUAGCAGCAUUGGCAAUACGAAGUGGAAAUGGUCUACUUCUUAAAGGAGGCAAAGAAGCCAGACGAUCAAAUGCAGCUCUGCAUAAGGUCAUCACUUCUGCCAUCCCCGAUACCGUUGGCGAAAAACUUAUUGGACUUGUAACAUCAAGAGAAGAGAUUCCUGAUCUGCUCAAGCUUGAUGAUGUGAUAGACCUUGUGAUUCCAAGAGGAAGUAACAAACUUGUGUCUCAGAUUAAAGAAUCCACAAAGAUUCCUGUUCUUGGCCAUUCUGAUGGGAUCUGUCAUGUUUAUGUUGACAAAUCGGCUGAUAUGGAGAUGGCGAAGCGGAUAGUGUCCGAUUCGAAAGUAGAUUAUCCAGCAGCCUGCAAUGCAAUGGAAACACUUUUGGUGCAUAAGGAUUUGGCAAGUAAUGGAGGACUUAUUAAACUCGUUACCGAACUGCGGAAGGAAGGUGUGACUCUAUAUGGAGGAAAACGAGCUAGUGAAUUGCUUAAGAUCAAAGAGGCAAGUUCAUUCCACCAUGAGUAUAAUUCACUGACCUGCACCGUUGAAAUUGUGGAUGAUGUUUUUGCUGCCAUUGACCAUAUACAUCAACAUGGAAGCUCACAUACCGACUGUAUCAUCACUGAAGAUCAGGAAGUUGCAGAAAUUUUCUUGAAUCAAGUCGACAGUGCUGCUGUAUUCCACAAUGCCAGUACACGAUUCUGCGAUGGAGCUCGGUUUGGACUUGGUGCAGAGGUGGGAAUAAGUACUAGUAGGAUUCAUGCUCGAGGCCCAGUAGGAGUUGAAGGACUGUUGACAACAAGAUGGAUUUUAAGGGGAAGUGGGCAAAUAGUGAACGGUGAUAAAGGAGUGGCCUACAUCCACAAGGAUCUGACCCUGAAAAAUUGAUGGAGCCACAAUGCUCUUAAAGAUUUACUUCUUUUACCAGCCAUGUUAUCUUAUUUUCCAGUAGCUUGCCAACAUUUAUUUUUGUCAGUCAUUUGCUUUUAAUAAGUUUUAUUCCAAUCUAGAGAAUUAAGCUAAGAUUUCAACAUUAGAGAGUCCAUGUCACAAGCUCUUUUGCUUUACUAAAUGUUUAUGUACUAAACAUGAUCAAAUAAUAAAAAUUUCAGUGUUGGAGGAUA